Molecule: messenger RNA, 1344 nt
Organism: Trichomonas vaginalis G3
Lineage: Eukaryota; Parabasalia; Trichomonadida; Trichomonadidae
Product: armadillo (ARM) repeat-containing protein family
Exons: 1
Coding region: 1-1344 (447 amino acids)
Source: RefSeq, a predicted model, not a curated record
AUGGAUGAAUACAAAGAUGGAGAAGAUUCAUCAAAAUCUAAAGCUAAAUUUGAGGAAGAAGAGACAGACAGUAGUGAUGAUUUAGCAAGUUUGGAAGACAUUAAUGCUGAAUUUGAUCAGAUUCUCUCUGCUUUUCAAAAUAAUCAUAAAGAAAUUAUUUAUUUUAUGCUUAUUACUUUACAGAAAUACCUUUAUAGCUACUCAAAAGCAGAAGAAUUUCUUGAUAUCCAAUCAGAUAGAAUAGAACUAAUAAUUAACAUCAUCAAUUCGACUAUAAAUCAUAAAGUCAUAGUAAUUUCUACGCAGAUUUUCUACUUAUUUGUUGAAAUAUUGCCACAAGAACAAAUAAUUCCAUACUUUUCGGAUUUUUUACAAAUAUUAAAAUUAAAAAUAGACGAGUUGCAAUUAAUAAGUAAAGCCCCUGCCAUGUUUGACUUAAUAUACCAAUUUUAUGAAAACAAAAAUACAACAAAUAUCGCAAUUGAUGAAAUUAAUCUCGAAUAUUUACUUCACUUAACAGAAAACAUUAAUGAUAUGCCAUCAUAUCAGUUUAAUGGAUGCAUGAUAUACUUACUCUCCAGGAAAAAAGAUGAAAGCUUUUCAAAUUUGAUAUUUCAAUAUAUUGGGCGAUAUCUUCCUAUGUUACAUGAUGAACAUAACUACCAUAAGACUGUUUCAACAUUCCUUCAAAUAAUUUCCAUUGCAAUAAUUACAAAACUGUUAUCAUGUCAACAAAUUAUUGAAUUAGACGUACCCAAUUCAAUAGUUUUGCUUCUUGGAUCUGAACGUCGUAGAUUUGUUGAUUUGGCAGCCAAGAUUAUCGGAUAUUUAGCCAAAAUCCAGAUAUUUACUGAUGUUUCUCUUGAGUUAAUAUUUGAUAUUAUUGAUCAUUUUAAUUCUGCUGAUCUUACAGCUGAUUUGAUAUGGAUGAUGAGUAACUUACUUGAAAACGAGCAGUUUCGAGGCCAAUUACUGAAUAACGAAGCGCUUGUAAGGAUUUGCAUGCUAUUUCAUAACUCUUGUUUCAAUGUUAGAAAAGAAAUUGGUUUAUUACUUAUACAUCUUGUUGAUUACAUUUCUGAUUCAUCAUUACUGAAAGAAAAUGAUAUAUUGGAGAUUCUUCUUGAACUUAUUGCAGGAAAUGAGGAGAGAAUAGUUUGGUCUGGUGUCCUUUGUCUUCCAAAGAUAAUUAGCAUAUUUAAAGGGGAAGAAAGAGUUGAAUUUCUUAACUUUCUAAAAGAAAGUCUCUCUGAUUCUAUUGACAAUCUUGAAGAGAGAGAUUUCGAUGAAGAAUACCAAAAUUCAUUAGAUAUUAUUUUUGCUGCAGUAGACAGUCUAGAAUAG